AUGCCCGCCUCAUCUCGAAAAGCGGCGGCCAACAUCGAGCCCGGCACCAACCGCAUCGUGCCCGUCGCCAUCGCCGCACUCCUCGUCGCCUUCUUCUGGCCAAACGCGCAGUCCCUCUUCUCCGCCGGCAGCACCACGGCACCCAGCCAUGCUUCCCAGAUCAAGGCCAUCGACAGGCCACCCGGCGUCGAAUCCCUCAUCCCGCUUCCCCCGUCGCAGCACGACGACGCGCGCCUAGACAGCCACCCAGCGAACGACCUCUUCAAGUUCACCCACGAGGACUACCUCGUCCGCGACUCGAAGAGCAAGAAAUCCGCGGCCCAGGAUCAAGACGGGAAACAGCAUGCUGCCCAGCACCGGAUCGACCCGGGUCAAUCGGCACCUUCGUCCCCACGGCAGCCCCGCGCAAAGGCGCCCAAGAAGAUCAGCAACGGCGCCAGCAGGAAGACGGCAGCCAAGGCCAAGCAGCGCCUCAACAGCGACCACCGCCAUGACGACGGCGGCCACGACGAGCAGCAAGAUCAUGACGAGGAAGAGGAAUCCUCCUCGCCCCUCUUGCUCGACUUUGUCCUCGCCCUGCUGCGCGGCACGCUGCGGGGCCUCUACUAUCUCUCUCUGCCCCUCGUCUACCUCUCCCGCCUGCUCGGCUCAGGGGCGUCGCGCCUCUACCGCGCCUUCCGCAUCGGCCUCUCGCACUCGCUGCGCCCCGUCGCCGUGGGGCUCGCGCCGCUCGGCUACCUCGUCUCGGGCAUCGUCUACCUCUUCUACACGGCGCCCAUGCGCGUCAUCUCGGCCAUUGCGCGCGAAGUCUACCCGCUCUACAUCUUCCUCGGCAUCGCCAGCACCGUCGGCGUCACAAUGGGCGUCGGCGCCGCCCUCGUCCUCUACAUUACCGCCUUCGUCUUUAUCGACCGCACCAAGGUCGAUCCGCAGCAGCAGCAACAGCAGCCGCAGCAGCCGAAGAAGAAGAAGGCGGAUCGAAAAUUCAAGAGGAGCGACACUGCUGGUCGCUCCGACGGGCAGGACGUGGAUGAGGGCGACGCCUCGACGGAAGAAGAGCGGCAGUGGCGUGCCAUGCAGGCCAAGGCGCAGAGCAGGGCCUCAGCCAAGGGCAAGGGCAAGGCGCGAGCGCGCGAGACGUCGCGAGGCUGGUCGGACGAGGACGGGUACGGGGAGGACGACCACGACGGCGGCAGAUAUGGCCGGGAGGCCAUCUACCGCUCCCGCAGGACGGGCGACACGCCGCCGGACCUGACUCCCUCGACCGAAGACGACGACGAGUUCGACAACGGGUACGGCUACGAGGGCGUGGCCGACGUAUCAGAGCAGUCCUGGCGUCGGGAAGCAACGUCGGCCGCCGGCAGCUACCGGGAUCGAAGCGGCAAGCUGAGCUACCCCAUCGGCGCCACGGCCAGGACGGGCUGGGCCCACCGUACGCCGCGCACCGGUGCCAGCCCGACGACUUCGCCCCAGCACAGCUUCUUCGGCCAGCCCGCGGUGCCGUCCCCCGUCGUCGUCGGCAGUGGUCGCAGGGCCGACGCAUGA
Molecule: messenger RNA, 1545 nt
Organism: Pseudozyma flocculosa PF-1
Lineage: Eukaryota; Fungi; Basidiomycota; Ustilaginomycetes; Ustilaginales; Ustilaginaceae
Exons: 1
Coding region: 1-1545 (514 amino acids)
Source: RefSeq, a predicted model, not a curated record